This is a messenger RNA of Teleopsis dalmanni, 346 nucleotides long. RefSeq names its product pupal cuticle protein C1B-like. Bases 1 to 297 code for a protein of 98 amino acids. The record is from RefSeq and is a predicted model, not a curated record. The transcript has a single exon. Lineage: Eukaryota; Metazoa; Arthropoda; Insecta; Diptera; Diopsidae.
AUGUUCAAAUAUUUCGCAAUUGUUUUGGUGGCCUGCAUUGCUUUUGUUGCCGCUAAGCCUGGAUUAGUAGCGCCUUUGGCAUAUUCGGCACCUAUCGUUUCUGCCGCACCACUUGCAUCAGCUGUGUACUCGCGGGAAUAUCACGGAAAUUUCGCUGCUCCUUACGUAGCUGCAUCACCAUAUGUUGCUUCACCAUACGUUGCUUCACCAUACGUUGCAUCACCCUACGUAGCUGCAUCAUAUGCUGCACCUUACACCGCUGCUGCAUACACUGCUCCUGUCUUGUUGAGAAAAUAAUUGUACCAAGCGAAUAUCUUGUAUUGGAUUGUGAUGGCUGAACGAUGAU